UGCUUCUACCACAUGGUUUUAGCCGAAGGAGGCUCUGCAUUUCUUUCAUUUCUAUGGAGACGUCAGAGCUGGUUUUGCCCCUGAUGACACUUCUUCCAACUUCUCCACCUCCCAGGGUCCUUGCCUCUCUCAGUAUCUUGGCAUUGGCCAUGGGUUCAGGGAGCUUUUGAUGAACUUAAGGGGAGAACCUGGAUGGUCCUGAUAGUCUUUCUGCAGCGAUGGCUGGACACACUUCAAGCCACCUCUUAACAUGGCUCAAGCAAUCUCUGGAAGGCAAGUGCUAAGACUAAAGGCAUAUUUGUCUUUCAUUUAAGUCUGAUGGACUGAGCUUUGGACAAUUUCCAGGGCAGAAAAAGGUAUCUCAUUUUCUAGGUACAAGUUCUGGCUGUCAGAUCCUCUCGGCUUUGGAGUCAGACAGUUAUCACCAUCCAUCACAUGCUAGCCAAAUUCCUAAAUUUGACCAUCUAUCCCCCCCAAACAUAGGUGUUUUGGAGAGACACCCACCUUUUGUGACUUCACCGUGGGAGUGCUAGGAUGUUUAUCUAGACUUGCCAAGUUCUGGAGAGCAAUGUUGAAGCCCUGAGAAUUGAGAGCAUGGGGCUUACUGAUUUAAAAACAGAAAAUGCAAAAUUGGACUGAAAAUAUCCUUCGUCUUCCAAGCAAUCUGCUGAAGGGUUCCAAACUUACCUUCCUUUGGUGAAGAGCAAAGAAACUGCCCUAUUUUCCUCCCCCCCACCCCUUUCUACAAGUGGAAGCAGCCAUUUCCCCAGACCACCACCAUGGAGGUUGCAAUGGUGAGUGCGGAGAGCUCAGGGUGCAACAGUCACAUGCCUUAUGGUUAUGCUGCCCAGGCCCGGGCCCGGGAGCGGGAGCGCCUGGCUCACUCCCGGGCCGCUGCAGCAGCGGCUGUGGCAGCGGCCACCGCUGCGGUCGAAGGCGGUGGGGGUUCCGGAGGGGGCUCCCACCACCACCACCAGUCCCGGGGGGCCUGCACCUCUCACGACCCUCCGAGCGGCCGGGGCAGCCGGAGGAGGAGACGCCAUCGGCCGGAGAAGAAGAAGGCCCACCACCGCCAGAGCACCUUCCCGCACUGCACCGACCUGAUGCCCAGUGGCUCCGAGGAAAAGAUCCUGAGAGAGCUGAGCGAGGAGGAGGAAGACGAGGAGGAGGAGGAGGACGAGGAAGAGGAGGGAAGGUUUUACUACAGCGAAGAUGAUCAUGGAGACGAAUGCUCCUACACAGACCUGCUGCCCCAGGAUGAGGGUGGAGGAGGCUACAGUUCUGUCCGCUACAGUGACUGCUGCGAGCGCGUGGUCAUCAACGUGUCCGGCUUGCGCUUUGAGACCCAGAUGAAAACGCUGGCCCAGUUUCCAGAGACUUUGUUGGGGGAUCCUGAGAAGAGGACUCAGUACUUUGACCCUCUGCGUAACGAGUACUUCUUCGACAGGAAUCGGCCCAGCUUCGAUGCCAUCUUGUAUUAUUACCAGUCAGGAGGCCGCCUAAAGAGACCAGUCAAUGUCCCUUUUGACAUCUUCACGGAGGAGGUGAAGUUCUACCAGCUGGGCGAGGAGGCCCUGCUCAAGUUCAGGGAGGACGAGGGCUUCGUGCGGGAGGAGGAGGACAGGGCGCUGCCGGAGAAUGAAUUUAAAAAGCAGAUUUGGCUCCUCUUUGAGUAUCCGGAGAGCUCCAGUCCAGCCAGGGGCAUAGCCAUCGUGUCGGUCCUGGUCAUCUUGAUCUCCAUUGUCAUCUUUUGCCUGGAAACCUUGCCUGAGUUUCGGGACGACAGGGAUCCCAUCAUGGCCCUGGGUGCUGGGGGUCACAGUGGGCUGUUGAAUGACACCUCGACACCCCACCUGGAGAACUCAGGGCACACGAUCUUCAACGACCCCUUCUUCAUUGUGGAGACAGUCUGUAUCGUGUGGUUUUCCUUUGAGUUCGUGGUCCGCUGCUUUGCUUGUCCCAGUCAAGCACUCUUCUUCAAAAACAUCAUGAACAUCAUUGACAUCGUCUCCAUUUUGCCUUACUUCAUCACGCUGGGCACUGAUCUGGCCCAGCAGCAGGGGGGUGGCAAUGGGCAGCAGCAGCAGGCCAUGUCCUUUGCCAUCCUCAGGAUCAUCCGUCUGGUCCGAGUAUUCAGGAUCUUCAAACUCUCCCGGCACUCCAAGGGCCUGCAGAUCCUGGGCCACACCCUCAGAGCCAGCAUGCGGGAGCUGGGCCUUCUCAUCUUCUUCCUUUUCAUCGGGGUCAUCCUGUUUUCCAGUGCAGUGUAUUUUGCCGAAGCGGAUGAACCUACUACCCAUUUCCAAAGUAUCCCAGAUGCAUUCUGGUGGGCUGUUGUGACCAUGACCACCGUGGGCUAUGGGGACAUGAAGCCCAUCACUGUGGGGGGCAAGAUAGUGGGGUCCCUGUGUGCCAUUGCAGGUGUCUUAACCAUUGCUUUGCCAGUGCCAGUGAUUGUCUCUAACUUUAACUAUUUCUACCACAGAGAGACAGAAAACGAGGAACAGACACAGCUGACACAGAACGCAGUCAGUUGCCCAUACCUCCCUUCCAAUUUGCUGAAGAAAUUUCGCAGCUCCACUUCUUCUUCCCUGGGGGACAAGUCAGAGUAUCUAGAGAUGGAAGAAGGAGUGAAGGAGUCUCUGUGUGCAAAGGAGGAGAAGUGUCAGGGAAAGGGGGAUGACAGUGAGACCGAUAAAAACAACUCUUCUAAUGUGAAGGCUGUGGAGACGGAUGUGUGAAUCUCUUUCUCCACUUGACACUCCCCUCCUCCCCCAGCAUCUCCAAAUAUAUUUAUGCAUAGAGAGUGCAGUUAUGAAAAUGAAAUAUGCAAAUGAGUCCAAUGCAUACAGUAGUACGCCAUUUAAUGGUUAUACAUGACAUAAUUGUUGCUAAUCUUGUAUUACAUAUCAAAUAAAUGAUACAUCUUGGAGAAGAGGGAGGCUUAAAAUAGGAGCAAAUCUAUCUUUAUAUUUUUUAUUAGAAUGCAAAAAUUUUGCACAUUUACUGGAAAAGAUGUUAACAGUAAAGGUGGUUUUAUGGAGAGAGUUUGUGUGCGUGCGUGUGUGUGGGGGUUGUGUGUGUGUAGUGUGUGAAUAAAUUGUCAACGUUGUCAGUAACUGUGCAGUGAUGGGAAAAGUUGGCAUUUUGAAGUAUUUACUAUGUAAGAAUUAAUGAAUUUGAACAGUCACUUAUCAGUGCUUUAAUAGCAUCUCAUAUGUCUUUGGAUUCAAUAGUAACUGUUUUUUAAAAAAUUGUAAGAAUUACUGUGUAGAAAAAAAAGAGAAAGUAAAUUAUUUAAUAGAAUAUAGGUCACAAUUUUAUCUUGGAUUUAAUUAAAGUUUAUUUUUAACUGGAAAUUAACUUUUAAAAAGGCUGCAGGGGCCUUUAGAAAUCGAUUAUAUUUUAUUAUUAAUUUGGGGAAGAUAUGACAGUAAAUGCUUAACAUUAUUGAAGAAAUGAAAUCAGAGAUGUCACAUGUUUUGUUUGCAUCUAACAAGACUGGAAUGCUUUCCCCCCCCUUUGCACUAUUUUAUAUGCUGGGGAUUGAGAGAGACUUCAUACUGUGAAUGUUUACUAAUGUAACGGUUCAAUGACAAUCAUUGGAAGAAUGAUUUCUUAGUCUUAUUUUAUUGUUCUCUUCUUUUCUUGUGUGAGAUUAUGGCUGCGCAAAUAACAACACAUGAUCCUCUCCUCUUUUAAAAUCUAAAUAACUGAUCUGCCAAGGGACUAUGGAGGAAAAUUUAGC
Elephantulus edwardii (Cape elephant shrew) is the source of this 3748-nucleotide messenger RNA. RefSeq names its product potassium voltage-gated channel subfamily A member 4-like. The transcript has a single exon. NCBI's taxonomy places the organism in Eukaryota, Metazoa, Chordata, Mammalia, Macroscelidea, Macroscelididae. The coding region runs from base 780 to 2741 and encodes 653 amino acids. Gene Ontology annotation, cellular component: voltage-gated potassium channel complex; membrane. The record is from RefSeq and is a predicted model, not a curated record. Gene Ontology annotation, molecular function: protein binding; delayed rectifier potassium channel activity; potassium ion binding. Gene Ontology annotation, biological process: protein homooligomerization; potassium ion transmembrane transport.